Biomphalaria glabrata is the source of this 3615-nucleotide messenger RNA. RefSeq lists its product as uncharacterized. Lineage: Eukaryota; Metazoa; Mollusca; Gastropoda; Planorbidae. The record is from RefSeq and is a predicted model, not a curated record. Bases 139 to 2088 code for a protein of 649 amino acids. The transcript has 12 exons.
AUUAGCUACAAUAUUUUUUGAACUUCCAUUCAUCUUUCAUUAUUAGUCCCACUUAAUGGUCAUUUUAAUCAUUAUAUUUUAUUCUACGCUUUGUUGCUUGUUAGACCGGUACAGGUUCAUGUAAUUAUUUUAUAAACAAUGUUUCUUUCUGAACUGAGUUUCAGUUGUUUUUAUGUUAUUGAAGUUCUGGUUCAGUUGUCAAAAGUUACAGCCGACUCGGACCAUGCGGACAGCGUAUGCGGUGAGAACAUCCGGAUAGACAACUACUGCUAUUUGUACAGCAAGCAUCUGAUGUCCUGGAGCAGCGCCAAGUUCUUCUGUCAAUCAAACGGCAUGGUCCUGGCUCGGACGGAAAAUUUAAGACUUUUGUCUCAGAGAGUGAGGGAAAGAAAUCCCAGAGGAUCUUCCGGUAUCUGGGUUGGAGCCUCAGAUGUGGAUGUUGAGGGCAAAUAUGUCUGGAUAGAUAGCUACACCCCAGUGGCGGCGGAGCUCUGGGCGCCCGGAUUUCCAAACAAGAACAACAGCUACCUGGACUGUGUCCACGUGGACAUAAAUUUCUACAUCCGCAAUGUCAGGUGCACCCGAAAGUUUGAAGUGCUGUGUCAGUACUCCAUUAUCGUCAGGUCAACGUUUGACAAUGACAAAUACCAGUGUCACUGUGCCAGUGGCACCUGCACGAACGAGGGUAAAUGUCAGAACCCGAAUGAUCUGUGUGAGCCAGAGUACUUCGGUCCCUAUUGUCAGUUCAAAAAUGUUGAAGCGACGAUUAAAGGCACAGCAGGGGUUCUCCAGGACAAUGACGACAAAACGUGCUUGACCAGUGUCAAAAGCCCCCUGGAGAUCAAGCUGGACACUCAGCAGCCCUUCUCGUGGCUCCGCGUGGUGAUGAAGGAGAAAGGUCAGCUGAAGAGUUUUGAACUGAGCUACUCGACCUCCAAGAAUCUCCGAGUGGGUUCUGACAAAAGGACAGAGACUUGCCGCGAUCGUACUUACAUUGUCCAGGACGACUACAAGUUAGAUAUCCGCUGCCAGGUAGAUGUGUUUGAGAUAGACAGCCUCUAUCUGACCUGGAGAGGAAACAAGACUAUCUGCUCGGUGUAUAUCUACGGAGGUAGAAAUCUGGCAUUCAAACAAAAGACUUCACAAUCGGGCUCCAACAGUAAUGCCUCAUCGCUGGCUGUGGACGGAAUCAUAGGCGGCAACUCCAACUGCAGUCGUGGGGACCCAGGUUUAAAGAGCCAAACAUGGGAUCUAAUCCUCCCUCAUCCAGUUGUUAUUUUUAAGUUUGUUUUAUACAGGAGGAAAGGUCGAAGUGGGUUCAACUACAUGAACGGGUUCAUCUUGGAGACACUGACCAUUAAUGACGAGGUCGUCUUCACGCACUCGGAAGACAAAAGGGAUCAGGAGCCCAUUGUAACGAUCCCUUCGGAGUCCAGGGAUCCCGUGCAGAAGGUCCGUUUCCGUCUGGACAAAACAACGGCAAACAGUCGAUAUUUAGAAAUAUGUGAACUCUUGGUUUAUGGAGAAUGCAGCUCACCCAACUAUGGUCUGACCUGUUCCGAAGUGUGUCUGCCAUCCUGUGUCAAGCAGGAAUGUCAUUACGAUGGUUAUUGCUAUGUGUGUCCUUUUGGCAAAACGGGCCGCACUUGCCAAGACCAACUAGAGGAGGGAGAGGAUGACGACUCGUCAGACGAAGAAAUGGCGGCUCUGCUAGACACCUACACGAAGUUGAUUAUAGUCAGCGUUUUGGCGGGCCUCGUCUUCGUUCUCCUUACCGCCAUACUGUGUUACGUACGUCAGGGGCGGAUCAAACGGGAACUCAUGCAAGAAGCCUUAAAAAAACAAUCACUUGCGUCACACGGUACCCAAGGAGAGGGGAAGAAAACCACCUCAACAAGAUCACUGAGGAAGCACAAAUCUUCCAAGGCGAGGGACAAGAAGAAGUCGGGCGAGGAACAGCCCCCUUCCCAGACCAUAAGCGGGCCCGCCACCACCGCAAUCCAUUCAAAGCCCUCUCUUAAGACUGACUUUUCCGGAACGUCGGUGGAGCCCACUACUGUGACGUCAUCCGUGACUACUCAACAUUGAAAAUGUAGAUCUCGCGCAUUAUGUAUGCAAAUGUAUUCAUUUUAAUCUCGUGCGGAAUGUCAACUCAAAACCAUUACGCCAUCACGCUGACACUGUCAGCAAACACUCCUUGAUACUAAAAUCUUUCUCCAGGAUAAAGAUUUGUAGAUCUAUGGUGCUGUCGAAACGUUAACCUUUGACUAUGAAGUCAUAGUCCAUUUUCAUAUAUUCCUCCAUGUAGGUUGCCCUCUUAACAGUAAGAUAUAAGAAUUUCUUUUUUAAAAAAGUUUUAGUCGAAUUCAUUCACAUUAUUGGAAGUCAAAUCCUUUAAAAAAAUAUUGUCCGUUUUGUUUUGUUUAGUAUUACCCAACUUCAAUCCCCUUUUUAAAAAAAACUAGUAGCUAACCCUUGUUUUCAUUUAUUUUCUGCUUAAUGCUUGUUUAUAUUUUUUAAGAGAGAUUAAUUCACGUGGUGGCCUACUAGUUUAUUAUUCCAGUAGUUCGUGGAACACCUAAUCAGGUCUCGUGGAACACUAGGGUCCCGCGGAACACAGUUUGGGAAACACUGGCCUCACGUAUUUAUAACACUAGGGAAAAAAUAGCCUCACAAUGAAAUGCGGUAAAUAUCUUUUUUUGAAGUAGGGGCUUACAAUACUGAAAUAAUGUAGAUUUCGAUAAUGGGGUACUAUAAAUAUGAAUUUCAGUGGGCACAAGUUGAUACACAAAAGGAGUUUAUUUACGGAAUUGGAACUCCUCCUUUCAGGCCAGGGUGCCGACAACCUAAUCUGAUAUUACAAAAUUAUUGAUUAUCAUGUAAAUAUUAAUGUUUAGUUGAGAUUAAGGUUCAUUGGUUAAGGUGCUAGGCAGUGAUUAGAGAGUAGUGCCAUUAAAGUCUAUUUUUACUUUUCGAUGUUUCCAAAGAAAUGAAGUCUCUCACAUUUUAGCUGAAGACUCCAGACGCCAGGAGAUGACAGCGAUGUGAUUCGAUUUCGAGACCAGAGAAGGAGAGAAUCCGAAGUGCUAACCGCACGCCCAAUCAAUAAUCAACUUCGUUUUAGUUAAUCUCAUUCUUCUUCUGAAUUCUCAUCAGUUUUCUUAUACAGGCCUGUUUUGUGCUCAGUGGCAUUUUGGGCCUUUUUGUUCUACAUGGCUGUUUUGGGUUCAGUAGCAGUGGCGUAGCUAGGGUAGGGGAAAGGGGGUGGUCCAAAUUUGAAAAUCAAAUCCCCCUGGCCACCACUUGAAGGAGGGCUUCAAAAUGAGUGCCCCCAAAAUUUGUUUUUACAUUAAAUAUUACGCCAUUAUCUCUUGUCAUGAUGUCGAAUGUCGAAAUGCAGGGGCGCCUAAGAGGUCAAGCCUACCGCGGGCACCUAGACCCUUGUUACUCUUCAAUGUGUUAAACAUAGAUAGCUUAUUCUUUUCUAAAUACUCUUUGGUGUUUGGUUUGAUGCGUUUGGUGCAAACUUUCAAAUGUAUACGUUAAAGCGUUAGACAGAAAUUCUCUGAAUAAUGUAUUAUAGAUGUUAUCGAUAAUUUGGUAUAUAUAAAAUAU